Nannospalax galili (Upper Galilee mountains blind mole rat) is the source of this 1170-nucleotide messenger RNA. Its product is annotated as heat shock transcription factor, Y-linked-like. The coding region runs from base 1 to 1170 and encodes 389 amino acids. Lineage: Eukaryota; Metazoa; Chordata; Mammalia; Rodentia; Spalacidae. The transcript has a single exon. Gene Ontology annotation, molecular function: sequence-specific DNA binding; DNA-binding transcription factor activity. Gene Ontology annotation, biological process: regulation of DNA-templated transcription. The record is from RefSeq and is a predicted model, not a curated record.
AUGGCAGGUGAAUCUCCAGAAAUUCAAGAUGUUUCUCCUAAAGAUGGAUCAAGUAACUCAGAAACGCCUUUCACCUCUCCUCUCUGUGAUAACACACGCCAUGACUCAGACUUAAGGGCUCUGGUCGAGGAAAGUGCCUUUCAGAUUUUGUCUCAGCGAUCCUUGAUUAGAAACCCGCACUAUAGACUCUGUGUCUUUGGGCAAAAUGAAGACCACGAUUUCUUCUCUAUGAACUUUCCUAGGAAACUUUGGAAAAUAGUGGAAAGUGAUAAGUUUAAGUCUAUUUGGUGGGAUGAGGAUGGAACUUCUAUAGUCAUUAAUGAAGAACUCUUCAAGAAGGAGGUGCUGGAAAGGAAAGCCGCUUUCAGGAUAUUUGAAACAGAGAGCAUGAAGAGCUUGGUCCGACAGCUAAAUCUCUAUGGAUUCAGUAAAAUGCGGCAGAGUUUCCAGAGAUCGGCUUCUCUCGUUGACUUUCUGGCAGAAGAAAAGGAAGUGUCUGCUUUAAGCAAGCUGCGGUUCUAUCGCAAUCCAAAUUUUGUACGAGGCUGUCCCCAUCUUUUAGCAAGAAUGAGAAGAAGAGUUGGGAUUAAAAAUGCUUCUCCGGGAGCUGCCCCCUUAGCUCCAGAUUUCAAGACCCGCAGAGCAAAGGACAGCGUGGAUAAGCACAAUUCUGAUGCUACUGCUGAAACUAGGGAGGACGUUAGGGUUUCCACCUCUGCACAUUUCAGUGUGCCUCCGACAAGGGAGGCUUCCACAAGCCAGGAGCUUCUUAAAGCAACCAACACAGCCAGAAGGAAGUUUUCUCCAUCAGAGAAAGUUCUGACACAUCACCAGGCUGCUUUAAAUCAGGUGUCCGCUUUCCAUGGGCUCUCACACAGCAUCCGCACUCGAACAAAUGACAACAAAAUGAAUUUCAUUGCAACUUCUACUUGUCAACAACGCAUCCUGCCGCCCUUGCGGAAGGGUAAUUUUGGACUGUGGGUGGAGCCUUCUACUUUUCCAACUGAGUGUCCUCAUUUUUCAGCCAAUAGGGCUCCUAAUUCUAACCAGCUGCCAAGAGGCAGCCCAUCGUUUCCAGCCUCGAAAGAAACUGUGGGGUCUACUGCCUCAUGGUCAGCAUCAUCUCACCAGCCCUCUUCACUACAGCAGCAGCAUACUAACCACAAAUAA